Messenger RNA from Orycteropus afer afer, 1835 nucleotides. NCBI's taxonomy places the organism in Eukaryota, Metazoa, Chordata, Mammalia, Tubulidentata, Orycteropodidae. The record is from RefSeq and is a predicted model, not a curated record.
UGAGCUUUGACCAGAUGGCAGUAACAUUUGAAGAUGUGACUGUUAUUUUUACUUGGGAGGAGUGGAAAUUCCUGAGUUCUUCUCAAAAGAAGCUCUACAGGGAGGUCAUGUGGGAAAACUACACAAAUGUCAUGUCACUAGGAAAGAGGGAUGAGAGCUACAAACUCCAAGAAGAAAGAUUCAGACAAUUAGAACAUGACAAUCUUUCCUACUGGCAAGGCUGGAGGAAUGCCAGCACCCAGAUCCAUGAAAAUCAGAAUUAUGUGGAAACUGUUCAAAAGGUAGAUUCCAAGGACCUAAUACAGCAAGACCUUUCCCGCUGUCGAGAAUGGUUCAUAAUCUCUACACAAGUACCAAGAUGUAAGAACUAUGAACUGACUUUUGAAGGCAAAAAUUUCAGGAGCUUUAAAUAUAAGAAGUUUAUACCUUGGCAGUCCCUAGAAACAGAACACACUCAAGAUUAUGGAAGAGAAAUUUACAUGAGUGAGUUACUUGGUUUUCAAGGCAACAGCUACCAUCUUUCCAUAUCCAGGAAAAAUCUCUCUGUGGAAAAAGAACAGAAGCUCAUUGUUCAUCAUUCAUACGUCCCUAUAGGAAAAGCCCUUCCAGAGUUCAUUGGUGAGAUAUGCCAAAAUGACCUGCUGAAAGACUCUAUGGAAGAGAGAUACUGUGGAUGUAGUAAAUGUAAAGAAAUUUAUUGCUGGAACUCACAGUGUGUUCUCCACAACAGAAAUCUAUUUGGAGAAAAGCUCUAUCAAUGUUCCAUCAGCACAGCAUGCUUUUCUCAGAGAUCAGACUUGUAUAGACAUCCAAAAUUCCACAUAAGUAAACAUCUGUAUGGAUGUGAUGAAGUUGACAGUCACUUUAGACAGAGCUCAGGUAUUCACUGUCACCAGACAGUGCAUACAGGGAAGGUACCUUAUAUAUGUAAUGUGUGUGGUAAGAGCUUCUGUCAGAUCUCUAGUCUUCACGGUCAUCAAAGAGUCCACGCAGAAGAGAAACUGUGUAAAUUUGAGUGUGGUAAGGAUCUGAGUAGAAAUUCAUUACUUCACAUUCACCAGAGAUUUCACAUAGGAGAUAAACCUUUUAAGUGUGAUCAGUGUGGUAAGAGUUUCAGUCGGAGUUCAGUGCUUCAUGUUCAUCAGAGAGUCCACACAGGAGAGAAACCAUAUAAGUGUGAUGAAUGUGGUAAGGGCUUCAGUCAGAGUUCAAAUCUUCGAAUUCAUCAGUUAGUUCACACAGGAGAGAAGUCCUAUAAAUGUGACGACUGUGGUAAGGGUUUUACCCAGCGCUCAAAUCUUCAAAUUCAUCAGAGAGUGCAUACAGGAGAGAAGCCAUAUAAAUGUGAUGACUGUGGAAAGGACUUCAGUCACAGCUCAGAUCUUCGUAUUCAUCAGAGGGUCCAUACAGGGGAAAAACCCUAUAUUUGUCAUGAAUGUGGUAAGGGCUUCAGCAAGAGUUCAAAGCUUCACACUCAUCAAAGAGUACAUACUGGAGAGAAGCCCUAUAAAUGUGAACAGUGUGGUAAGGGAUUCAGUCAGCGUUCACAUCUUCUCAUUCAUCAGAGAGUCCACACAGGAGAAAAACCCUAUAAAUGUGAUGAUUGUGGAAAGGGCUUUAGUCACAGUUCAAAUCUUCACAUUCAUCAGAGAGUCCAUACAGGAGAGAAGCCUUAUCAAUGUGCUAAGUGUGGUAAGGGUUUCAGUCACAGCUCAGCUCUUCGAAUUCAUCAGAGAGUCCACACAGGAGAGAAGCCUCAUAAAUACCAUGAGUACUAUAAGAAAUGUGAUCAAAAUUCACAUCUUCACAAUCAUCACAGAAUAGAAACCUUGUAA